GUUCGUUACUCGUUGUGUGCUGCGUUACUUGUUGCUCCGUAAUUUUUAAGAAAAAGUGUUUUAAACCGUUGUUUUAACUAUAUAUUUUUGUGCAUAAACAUUUUAUCAACUUUUCCACACGUUAUACAACAAAAUGCCGCGUCGACCUCAAGAGGAAUCGUCGCCUUCACGUAGGUCUGCAAUGACUUCUCCCGUGCAGGAUUUUGAACCAUUUGAGGAUGAGGGUGAUCUUUUGGGUGAUUCUCAAGCUGAAAUUGAAGAUGAAGGUGAAGGAGAAGAGUUAUUCGGGGAUAAUAUGGAAGAUGAUUAUCGCCCAAUGCCUGGCUUGGAUCGUUAUGACCCAGCGAUCCUGGACGAUGAAGAAGACUACGAUGACAUGUCCCAAGGUGACCGGCGUGCUGCCGAGUUGGAAAUGCGUAAACGCGACCGAGAAGCCGGCAUUUUUCGGCGCGAUGACCGCGAAUUAUUCUACGAUAAAGAAGACGACGAUGAAGAUCCACGCGCAAAACGCCGUAAAGCUGAAAAAGCAGCCACUGGUGAACUGGAGGACACCGAGAUGAUCGAAUCCAUCGAGAAUCUUGAAGAUACUAAAGGUUACACCAUAAAAGAAUGGGUUUGUAUGGUUGGUCCGCGCACAGAAAUCGUAAAUCGUUUCAAAAACUUCCUGCGUACGUAUGUCAACUCAAAAGGCUCUUAUGUUUACAAAGAACGUCUUCGGCGCAUGUGUGAAAACAAUCAGGCGAGUUUCACGGUGGAAUUCCCUACUUUGGCGAAUAAGGAACAUGUUCUUGCUUACUUUUUACCCGAAGCGCCAUUUCAAAUGCUGGAAAUCUUCAAUGAAGUUGCCAAAGAGAUUGUUUUGAGCAUUUUUCCGAGUUAUGAACGUGUUACGAAUGAAAUUCACGUCAGGAUUUCGGAUUUACCAUUGAUAGAAGAGUUGAGAACCUUCAGGAAACUGCACGUCAAUCAACUAGUUAGAACUCUGGGUGUUGUCACAGCUACAACAGGAGUCCUCCCACAGCUGUCAAUUGUCAAAUAUGACUGCAACAAAUGCGGUUUUGUUCUUGGUCCGUUUGUACAAUCACAAUACGCCGAAGUUCAACCGGGAAAUUGUCCGGAAUGUCAAAGUCUUGGUCCGUUCAUGAUCAAUAUGGAGCAAACUAUUUACCGUAACUAUCAAAAAAUCACUCUACAAGAAUCUCCUGGACGUAUUCCUGCUGGUCGUGUACCACGUUCGAAAGAUUGCAUACUUUUAGCCGAUUUAUGCGAUCGUUGUAAACCCGGUGAUGAAGUUGACGUGACAGGAGUUUACACUAACAGUUACGAUGGUUCUUUGAACACAGAUCAAGGUUUUCCUGUGUUUUCUACGGUAAUCUUCGCGAAUCAUUUGGUAGUGAAAGAUUGCAAGCAGAUUGUGCAAUCUUUGACUGAUGACGACAUGAACGCCAUCAUUAAAAUGUCAAAAGAUCCACGAAUCGCUGAGAGGAUAGUCGCGUCUAUAGCGCCAUCUAUCUACGGACAUGAUUAUAUCAAACGCGCGCUUGCUUUGGCUUUGUUCGGUGGCGAGCCGAAGAAUCCCGGACAGAAACAUAAAGUCCGUGGUGAUAUUAAUGUCUUGAUCUGUGGUGAUCCAGGCACAGCAAAGUCGCAGUUUUUGAAAUUCGUUGAGAAAAUUGCACCGCGAGCUGUGUUUACAACUGGGCAGGGCGCAAGCGCGGUUGGUUUGACAGCGUAUGUCAGAAGAAAUCCACAGUCGAGGGAGUGGACGCUGGAGGCAGGCGCGUUGGUAUUGGCUGAUCAAGGCGUGUGUUUAAUCGAUGAGUUUGACAAGAUGAAUGAUCAAGACAGAACUUCCAUUCACGAAGCAAUGGAACAGCAGAGUAUUUCCAUCUCAAAAGCAGGUAUAGUUACGGCUCUACAAGCGCGUUGUUCGGUAAUCGCCGCGGCGAAUCCAAUCGGUGGUCGAUAUGACGCCAGUAUGACAUUUUCCGAAAAUGUCGCUUUGUCUGACCCAAUCCUCUCGCGUUUUGACAUCUUAUGCGUUGUACGUGAUGAAGUAGACCCGAUACAAGAUCAACAUCUUGCUAAAUUCGUGGUUGGCUCACACAUCCGCCAUCAUCCUUCUAAAAAAGACGAUCUAGACGACACUAGCGCCCUCAUCGAUGAACUAGCAAUCCCGCAGGAAAUGUUAAAGAAAUACAUCGUCUACGCUCGUGAAAAUAUUCAUCCUAAACUCCAAAAUAUGGAUGAAGAUAAAGUCGCGAAUAUUUACUCGCAACUUCGGCAACAGUCGUUCGAAACCGCGUCACUACCAAUCACAGUCCGUCAUAUUGAGAGCAUGAUACGUAUGGCUGAAGCGCAUGCGCGUAUUCACCUACGUGAAUAUGUAUCGGAUGACGAUGUCAGUAUGGCGGUGCGCAUGAUGUUGGAGAGUUUCGUCGAGACACAAAAGUACAGUGUCAUGCAGACAAUGCGUCAAAUCUUCCAGAGAUAUUUACUCUUCAAGAAAGAUCACGCCGAGUUGCUGUUUUAUAUUCUACGUCAACUGGCGCAGGAUCAGUUGACGUUUAUGCGCGGCACGAAUGGUACCGAAGCGCUCACGAUUGAAAUCGACGAGAAGGAUCUCAAGGACAAAGCGAAGCAGAUUGAUAUACAUGAUCUGAAGCCUUUCUAUAGAAGUAAGAUCUUCGAGACGAAUAAUUUCGUAUAUGAUGCGAAGAAGAAGGUUAUUAUACACACGGUGCCCGAAGCCAUGCUGGCAGAGGACUAGGCAACCAACAUUACAUUAAUUUAUGCUUAGAUUAGUUACCUUUCCGACCGUGCUAGAACCUUCGUGGUACGCUCUGCCGAUGUAUAAUCUUUCCCCAUCGGAGGUUUGACCUCCGCAAACUGCAUUGGGUGGUACCUGACCGCCGUAUGCAGGCACCCAUUGGAAACGCUGUUCGCACAAUACCUAAAUAUAGAUGUAAGUUAUUUUAUAA
Dalotia coriaria is the source of this 2981-nucleotide messenger RNA. It is a transcript of the gene Mcm2, whose product is annotated as DNA replication licensing factor Mcm2. Gene Ontology annotation, molecular function: single-stranded DNA binding; ATP binding; 3'-5' DNA helicase activity. The coding region runs from base 134 to 2770 and encodes 878 amino acids. The transcript is spliced from 7 exons. The record is from RefSeq and is a predicted model, not a curated record. Gene Ontology annotation, biological process: mitotic DNA replication initiation; DNA replication; double-strand break repair via break-induced replication. Lineage: Eukaryota; Metazoa; Arthropoda; Insecta; Coleoptera; Staphylinidae. Gene Ontology annotation, cellular component: nucleus; MCM complex.